Molecule: messenger RNA, 5268 nt
Organism: Penaeus chinensis
Lineage: Eukaryota; Metazoa; Arthropoda; Malacostraca; Decapoda; Penaeidae
Exons: 17
Coding region: 404-5002 (1532 amino acids)
Biological process (GO): response to oxidative stress
Molecular function (GO): peroxidase activity; heme binding
Source: RefSeq, a predicted model, not a curated record
UGAAGAGGGAAGGUCGCGCUGGGGUGUGCGUGCGUGCGUUUGUUGACUCCUCGCUCGCGGGCGGCCCUACGUCGCUAGUGAAAGCUAACAUCGCCGCCAAGAGAGAGGCUGAACGAGAGAGAGACGACCCUGUAGCAAAGAGAGAGAGAGAGAGAGAGGGGUGAUAGCGUUGGGUCAGGUGGGGAGCGGCAGUCUUGUGGCGACGCCUGCCCAUAACGGAGGCUGGCAGUGACUGUGCGCGCCUUGCGAUAUUCGUGAACCUUCCCCUUAGUGCUUCGCGGGAAAAGAGGGGAAAGACAAAAGAUUAUUUUAGAGUGUUUGAUUAGCUUUAUAUUUAUUUUGCUGGAUUUGAACGAAAAUAAAUCGACUUUAAGAAGACAAACAGAAGAACCUCGACAGGAUAAUGGGCACUUAUUGGUUGUUCCUUCUCGCCUACGGGAGCUUACUGCUGGCGGCGAAGGGCAUGAACUUGAGCCCAGGCAGCGUCCAGGGGAGCCAUGAGGGGACGCUGGAGGUCAAGCUGACGUCGCAGGAGGUCCAGGAAGCCGUCCGAGAGGCCGUCGUGAUCGUGAAGGAGCAGAUCGAGGUGGUGGAGCCCCACGUCUUCCAGAGCGGAGGCAAGCUGGGCCCGGACGCCGCCGCCUACCACUACUACAGCCUGAUGAGCGGCGACCAGGCGACGCGCACCAUCGGCGCCGUGGCGCUCAUCUCGCAGACGGCCACCCACAUCCUCGCCGUCAGACACAACCUGACGGUGGGACAGGUGUCCCUCGUGCUGCCCCAGCUGGACACCAUGAUGACCGUCCUGGCCGAGUCCUGCCCGACCCCGCUGCCGCCGUCCUCUUGUCCGCCCUCCAGGUACCGCACCGCCGACGGCACGUGCAACAACCCCGACCAGCCGCGGUGGGGCGCCGCCAGCACGCCCUACCUCAGGCUGCUCCCGGCCUGGUACGCCGAUGGUGUUUCCUCUCCUCGCGCCUCCCUGGCUGGCACGCCCCUCCCAUCAGCCGCCCGCGUGUCUGAAGCCGCCCACUCCGGGAAUGUCCAAACCCACGCCCAUGUGUCACUCCUGGCUGCGGUGUGGGGCGAGCAUAUUGCCCACGAUCUCUCCCGCACCGUCGUGGCCGAGGGCGUCCGUGGAGAGAGGCUGCGGUGCUGUGGGGUGUCGGAGCCUCACCCCGAGUGCCUGCCCAUCUUGUCCAACGGCCAGUGCGUCGAGUACGCCCGCUCGGCCCCCGCCACCACCACCGACUGCGCCCUCGGUGUUCGCGAACAGCUCAACGGCGCCACCUCGUUCUUGGAUGGAUCCGCUGUCUACGGAUCUUCAAAGAGGGAGACCGACGCCCUUAGACUUUUCGAGAACGGUCACCUCAAGACACAAGCAGACUGGCUGCUUCCACGUGCCACGUCCCAUACUUGCAAAGAUGCUAUGAUGUGCUUCCUGGGAGGCGACCUCCGGCUCAACACCCACGCCGGCCUGGCCGCCCUCCAGACGCUACUCGUGCACGAGCACAACCGCAUCGCAUCCAUGCUUUCCGAGCUCAACACGCAGUGGGGCGACGACACCGUCUUCGAGGAGACGCGCGCUAUUGUGUCGGCACAGCUCCAGCAUAUUACCUACAAGGAAUUUCUGCCGACGCUGUUGGGGAUGCAGGUUGUCGAAGAGAAUGAACUAACCCCUUUGGCAAAUGGCUUUUACCAUGGCUACGACAUUACGAUUGAGCCUGGUGUCUUUAACUCCGUAGCGACAUCUGUGCUGAAGCUGGUUCUGACACUGCUGCCCGAUUUCCUUCCCCUGGCCCAUGAGCAGCUUCCUUUGGGCAUGACCGCACUCAACAUGUCUAUCUUGUACAAACCCAAUGCCUACGAGCAGCUCAUCAAGGGAAUGAUCGGCUCCAAUGCCCUAACCUUCGAUCCUGCAGUAAGCAAUUCUGUCAGAGGAUACUUAGGCGGCAUUGAUUUGGUGGCACGAGCAGUCCAAAAUGGACGUGACCAUGGACUUCCUCCCUACGUGGUCUGGCGGCCACUUUGCAGCAGACGACCUUCGCGCACCUUUGAUGAUCUGUCUGACGUUAUGGACCAUGAUCAGAUUACUCGGCUUCGUUCCCUUUUUGCCGAUGUUGCCGACAUCGACCUCUUUACAGGCAUCAUCUCUGAGAGGCCUUUGGAUGGCGCCUUGGUGGGUCCCACUGCAGCGUGCCUGCUGGCCUUGCAGUUCAAGGUGCUGAGACAGACUGAUAGGUAUUGGUAUGAGAACGACAUUCCACCUGCAGCCUUCAGCAAAGAACAGCUGUUCGAGAUCCGUAAGAGCACGAUGGCACGAUUGGUCUGUGACAACGUUCCCGGCCUAGACAGUGUCCCCCGCUCAGCCUUCCUUGCUCGCGAUCAGUUCCUGAAUGCCCCCGUCCCCUGCACUGACCUGGACUCUAUGGACUUGGGAGCCUGGAAGACUCGCGGCAAAGUGGUGCUGGCAGAGGACAUCCUUCACAGCGUUGUAGAGAAGGGUAAGCAAGCCGUGGAAAAGAGACGGCAAAUGGAGAAGCGCAUCUUCGAGAAGGGUCUUGUAGCAGGCUCCAAAUCCCCAGUAGGUUCUGCUUAUGCCAACAACAAGCCCAACCCCACUUCGCUUAUUCUGGCCAACACUUCAGUCCUCUUGGAAGCCACUAGCCAGGAGCUCAUGACAAUCAUGCAUGACAGAAGGGUGCGGCGACAAAUCCAAGGCCUUAGCAACGAGUUCGAUUCUCUAGACUUGAACUUGCCGUCGGUCGACAUCUCCGGUCUGGUACCCCCGGCGCCCCUCAUUCGCCAGUGCCGCGAGACCGAAGAGCACCGGUCAUGCGACGCCCGCCAUCCCUUCAGGACCAUCAGCGGCCACUGCAACAACCUCAGACGUCCUGACUUCGGCCGCUCUAACACGGUAUUUGCCCGCAUGCUUCCCGCCGGAUACGACGACGGCAUUUCAGCAUCCAGAACCCGCUCUGUGACCGGCAGCAGCCUUCCUUCCCCUCGAACCAUCUCCACUACCAUUCACAAUGACAUCUCGCAUCUCCAUGCUCGCUACACUCUCAUGGUCAUGCAGUUCGGACAGUUCUUGGAUCACGACAUCACGUUCACGCCCGUCAACAAGGGAUUCCAGAACUCCAUCUUGGACUGCCGCGAUUGCGAGUCGCAACAACGGGUCCAUCCCGAGUGCUUACCCAUCCCCGUUCCCGACAAUGAUCCCUACUAUCCUUCUGUCAACAUCUCAUCCGGACGUCCCUUCUGCAUCGCCUUCACCAGGUCCCUCCCCGGCCAGCAGACCCUCGGCCCUCGUGAACAGAUCAACCAAAACACGGCCUUCCUGGAUGCCUCUCAUAUCUACGGUCAGGAGCUCUGUGAGGCACGCGAGCUACGGGGCAGCCAGAACGGCCAUCUGAAUGUGACUAGCCACCCCAUCCGUGGCAAACCCCUUCUACCACAAGAAACUGGCAACCCCGAGUGCAAGGCAGAUUCCGGGCGCUGCUUCAGGGCUGGGGACUCCAGGUCGUCAGAACAACCUGGCCUGGCCGUCGUUCACACGGUCUGGAUGAGAGAACACAACCGCAUUGCCGACGGACUGGCGAGGGUGAAUCCUCAUUGGGACGACGAGCGACUUUACCAAGAAGCGCGAAGAAUCGUCACUGCACAGUGGCAGCAUGUUGUGUACAAUGAGUUCCUGCCACGCGUCCUGGGAUGGAACGCUAUGCAGCUCUAUUCACUGAGACUCAAGCCGGAAGGAUACUAUGCAGAAUACGACGCCAACUGUAACCCAGGAAUCCUCAAUGAAUUUGCAACCGCUGCCUUCCGCUUCGGCCACUCACUGAUCCGACGCACAAUGCAGCGCAUGGACUCCACUUUCAGGGAGACCCACGUGGGUGUAAAGCUCAGAGAUACCUUCUUUAACCCGGACAUGCUCCUCGAGUUCCAGAUGAUCGACGAGCUUGUCCGCGGCCUCAUCUCCACACCGAUGGAAACUCUCGACAACUUCCUAACGGAGGAGAUCACCAACCACUUGUUCGAAGACGCAGCCAUUCCGUUCUCCGGCCUCGAUCUCGCGGCUCUCAACAUCCAGCGCGGAAGAGAACAUGGCCUCCGCUCCUAUAACGAGUACCGAGCCGUGUGCAACCUCCGGCGUGCCAGAACCUUCGAGGAUCUGUCGAGGGAGAUCAAGCCGGAGUUGAUCGAAAAGCUGAAGAGGGUGUACAAGAGCGUCGAGGACAUCGAUCUGUUCACUGGUGGCCUGUGUGAGACGCCCCUCCAAGGCGGCAUCAUCGGACCGACAUUCGGCUGUGUCAUUGGCCUUCAGUUCUCUUUCCUCAGAAAGUGCGAUCGUUUCUGGUACGAGACGUCGGACGCCAGCCUUCGCUUCUCGGAGGAGCAGCUGGCGGACAUCCGCAAGGUGACGAUGGCGUCGCUCAUUUGCGAGAACUGCGACGUAGUCGAGCAGAUCCAGAGGGGCGUUUUCGACAUGCCUCAUGCUUUCCUCAACCCACGCGUCCCGUGCGCCGCCGUCGGCAAAGUGAACCUCGACUUGUGGAGGGACGCCAACACGUGUGUCAUCGGCAACCAAGCUGUGGGCAUCGGCGAGACCCGGACACCCACGCCCUGCACACUCUGCACCUGCACGACCGCAGGGGCACAGUGCCAGACGGUCAAGGUCAACUGCUUCGAACUGCGGUCGCGCUUCCGUCUCGAUGAAAUCCUUCGAGAUAAUGUUUGUCGUGCUCAGUGCGGCAACAUCCUCGACCCCAACCGCCCCGCCCAGCCCUCGCCUCCCGAAGUGCGCCCGCAGUCCAUCUUUAACGAGGGCCUCACCCCGCCCCCUCCCCCACCUCUUCCUGCUCCCCAGCCGAUCCCCCCUCCCCGCCCCAGGCCCCCGACCAACCCCGUGUUCCGGCCCCCGCCUCCUCCCCCGCCGCAGAGCAACAACCCCCUACGAUUCCCCUUCCCCAUCCCCCCGUUCCUCAGGUCGCUCUUCAACUAGAUCUCCGCUUCACUAAUACGCGACGCGACCGAGGACGGCGCGACGGCGCAGACGCCGGGCAAGGAAGAGGCGGCGCGCGGCGGGCCUCUCUGCUCGAGCGGUCUUGGAUCACAUAUUUAUAUUUCGAAGGCAAAUUUAUGUGAAAGUUACACCUACAUACCUACAUACCUACAUACAUACAUACAUACAUACAUACAUACAUACAUACAUACAUACAUACAUACAUACAUACAUACAUACAUACAUACAUACAUACAUACAUAUAU